UGUUUUUGUUUGAAACCAGCAGCAUGUGGUUCAAAACGCCUUUUCUCUUUCUCUCCCUCGCUCCCUCCUCUGCUUUUGAUGUUCUCUACUUUCAAUUGAAUUCAAUUCAACCUCUCUCUCUUGAUUGAUAAUUGAAAGCAAAAUAUGUAUAUGUCCCACUGAUUAUAGAAAAGAGAAAAGGCAUUCCCAAAGUUCUCUUUCUCUCUGAAAAUGGCGACAGGAGGAUCGAUAGCGCUUUCGAGCUCUCUGUCGUCUUCAUACUUGAGCCGUAAAAUCAGCAUCUCCACACUCCGAAUGUAUUUGCAGACAGUUGGUAAAUUGGUUACUUCGCGCCAAAGAAUUGUCUGCUCUGCUGUACAAGAAUUGUCUACACCUACAGUUGCUGCUGAAACAAAGGAGAUGGAGGCGGCAAAGGCAGCUGAAGUUGCAGCUCCUGAAAAACCAAAACCUCCUGCAAAAGCUCCAGCGCUACCUGAGCUAAUGGAGGAAGAGGUGAUCCCUUUGCCGAAAGAAACUCUUGGAUCUCAAGAUGAUAUCUCUGAGCUUGAGCUAUCUUUUGAAGACAACAAGCUAGAAGGUUCAUUUCUGAAGAAGGGCUAUCCUUAUUCAUUUUGGGCCUUCUUCCCUGAUGGAGUUCUCACAGGUCCUAAAGGAUUUUCUCUGUCCUCCUACGGGUAUGAAGCGAGCACUGUUGAGCCAUUUCUCAUUGAUGAGAAGAAAAUAACAGCAAAACAUGUUGUCUUCUGGGUUGAGAAGCGUUUGGCUGCUCAGGGAAUAAUUCCCGUUUGGAAAGAAUAAUUAGUUGUGAGGGCUACGAGAUCCAUGCUGACAUCCAGUACUCUCAUUUCAAAGCCCGAUAUAAACAAGCUGCCAAGAGGAAGCUAGGGUGCAGAUGAGCUGCUUGUUUAGGGGAAAUCAUUGUGCUAUCCUCGGCGUCCAAAGUUUCUAUGUCGAGAAUCAAGAAGUCUGGCUUGGAUCUAUUUAACGAAUGAGAGAAGUUACUAGGAACAAAAGAAUGGAUAAUAAACACACUGUUUAUCUACUCAUUCUUCUUCUUUUAGUAUUAUUAUUAUUAUUAUUAUUAUUAUUUUCAUUUUUUAGCUCUGAGAAUAACAUGUAUGCACAACCCCCAUUCUAAUACACCAAAUGUUGAUUCUCACAAAAAUAAAAAAUCAACAAAAUGUUUUGAAAGUUAUAGGUAGACCUUAUGCAAGUGAUAUCACCCUCUAAAAAUAGAGGUAAGAUUGCAUACAUUUUGUACUGUGUAAACCUUAUUUUAGCGAGAGUCUUGCUACCCUUUUUUUUUUUUUUUGCAACUUUAUGUUACGAGGAUAGCUACUUCAUAACACAUAAAAUUGGGGAAAUGUUUACCAUG
Camellia sinensis is the source of this 1375-nucleotide messenger RNA. NCBI's taxonomy places the organism in Eukaryota, Viridiplantae, Streptophyta, Magnoliopsida, Ericales, Theaceae. The record is from RefSeq and is a predicted model, not a curated record.